Messenger RNA from Pteronotus mesoamericanus, 3973 nucleotides. RefSeq names its product coiled-coil domain containing 25 (gene CCDC25). NCBI's taxonomy places the organism in Eukaryota, Metazoa, Chordata, Mammalia, Chiroptera, Mormoopidae. The record is from RefSeq and is a predicted model, not a curated record. The transcript is spliced from 9 exons. Bases 102 to 728 code for a protein of 208 amino acids.
CGGCGCUCCAGGAAACUGGUGGCCCCCGCGUCUGGUAUCCUGCACUUCGCUAGUUGGGCGCUGCUGCUGCACGCUGGGGUCGCUGCGCCGCCGCCGAGAUCAUGGUGUUCUACUUCACCAGCAGCAGCGUUAACUCAUCUGCUUACACUAUAUACAUGGGAAAGGAUAAAUAUGAAAAUGAGGAUCUAAUAAAAUAUGGCUGGCCUGAAGAUAUUUGGUUUCAUGUGGACAAAAUCUCUUCGGCUCAUGUAUACCUUCGAUUACAUAAGGGGGAGAAGAUAGAAGACAUUCCAAAGGAAGUAUUGAUGGACUGUGCCCAUCUUGUGAAGGCCAAUAGCAUCCAAGGCUGCAAGAUGAACAAUGUUAAUGUGGUGUACACUCCAUGGUCCAACCUGAAGAAAACAGCCGACAUGGAUGUGGGACAGAUAGGCUUUCACAGGCAGAAGGACGUAAAAAUUGUGACAGUGGAGAAGAAAGUGAAUGAGAUCUUGAACCGAUUAGAAAAGACUAAAACAGAACGGUUCCCAGACCUAGCAGCAGAGAAGGAAUGCAGAGACCGUGAGGAGAGGAAUGAGAAGAAAGCCCAGAUUCAGGAAAUGAAGAGGAGAGAAAAGGAAGAGAUGAAGAAGAAGAGGGAAAUGGACGAACUUAGGAGCUAUUCAUCACUAAUGAAAGUUGAGAAUAUGUCUUCAAAUCAGGAUGGCAACGAUUCAGAUGAAUUCAUGUGAAUGAAGAAAAGGAUCUUUUAAAGAUGUGAAUUUAGGGACAUUUUGAUUUCAUUUGUGUUCUGGGUUAUAAAAAAACAACCAACCGAAACUCUAUCUUCAGUCUACACAAAUAUCAACGUGGGAGUUUUUAAAAAAAAUUCUUCCCUUUUUUGCUGAUAUAUAUGUAUAUAUCAGAUACAGUUGGACUUGAAGAUAGCAUAUAACUUUAGGAAAGUGAAAAUAUGUGCACCUGAACAUGUCUUGGUGGCUCACAAAAGUUGGCUGCCCUUGUUCUUGGGAUAGGCUUUAGAGCAAACCAACUCUGAAAAGUAUUUCUGGUAUGUGGUCUGUCUCUGAAAACAGAUGUCUUGAAAAGCUUUUUAUAUUCUUAAAAUAGCUUCACUUCCGUUAAGAAGAAUAUAGUGGUGAGCAAUAUAUGGGAAUGUUCCUUUCACCCUUGACUUCCUGAUUAGAAAAAGAAGCAUAUGGGUUUGAAGAUGAUAACAAUAUAUUCAAAGGUUGCUGGCUUCAUUGUCUACGUUCCCUUGUGUCGUCUGACUCGAUUAGCAGAGCUGUCCUUGCCUCUCAGCUUUCCCUAGCAUCUACAUUCUGCAUCCUUAUUCUCCCUGAGUGAGGGCCUCCACCUAAGUACCAUCAGACUUAAAGAAGUAGUUGGUAUUAAUCAAGGUUGGGACUUCUGGCAGUUUUUACCUGAGCACCAAGUGACUCGGGCCACAUGGAUUACAACCUCCCGGCCCUGGAGUCGUUUCUCAGCACUGAGGGGACACAUAGGAAGGAAUGCUCUGUGAAUCAUUGUGAAGAUGUAGGUUACCUGAUUUUUGUCUUGGAAUACAGCAUGAAGCAGAAGUCCGUGUUGUAAUUAUGAUUUUAAGAAGAUCAAGCAUUUCAUCAGCCAGCCAAGUAAUUUGCGUAUUUACCUUGAAAUAAUAUUUAUUUUGAGUUGUAACACCAGUUAAAAUUUGUCAAUUGCAGGCUCAGUAACUUAAUAUGUAAUAGUACUGCUCAUUCAAACUACCUGCUCUCCAGUGUGAUUCUGAACGGAAGAUACAUUUUUAUUAAAACUGUAAGGCAACCGCUGUAGAAAGAAACAAAGCAACACAAUUAAAGGGAAAGAGAACAAAGCCUGCAGGUCAGGAGGCAUAUAGAUUCACAUUUUAACCACACCCAGAACUGUGUAUGCAUCAUUCUUAUUCUUGCUCUAACCCAGCAACAAUGACCUCCAACAAAUUUUCUAUCUAUAAUAGCACUUUGGAACUGUGGCUAAAACCAAAAUACUACCGUGUUUCUUUUUACUCCAAGUUGGUGUGUGGGGUUGAACUGGAAAUUUUCCCUGAGACAUAACUCAGCCAAAUUUUGAGACAGAGUAUUGUAGACAUCUCCAGAAAUUAAUAGAGAGAGAGAGAGAGAGAGAGAGAGAGUGUGUGUGUGUGUGUGUGUGUGUGUAAUGAUAUUCAGCCUGGAGUUCUGUGAUUUAAAAAUAUAAUAAAGAAUUUUUUUUUUUAUUUGGAAGGACAUUGAUAGAUGAAUUCUUUUAAUUUCCUUUUUAUCCCUAUACUCAGGCUGCUUUGGGGGGGGGCUCUGGCUGUAGAAACAAACAAACAAACAAAAACCCCAUCACCUGGUAAGUUCAAUCUGGCCAGUUCGAUGGAGGUUCCCUCUCUCCCGCUGAUAAGUGCAUCUCUCCCCAGCGCCCGCCUGGGCUGAAGCGGGCAACCGCAGUGGCUGUGCUCUCCUGCCUGGUGACUGGAACCACUUCUUCAACACUCUGCUGCCAGCAUCCAAAAUGGGGAGAUUUUCCCCUCCAGCAGCCCCUCCGUCACCUCCGCUUUCUGCUCCUCCUGAAGGACUCCUCUGUACCCCACAUCACAACAUAGGCGCACAGAGGUUUGGAGGACUACAUCUGUUUUUACUGUAGUGUACGAGAUCCAAGAGUCCAAAUUUUAAAAGUGUUGCGAUUCAGCUUUCGCUGGUUUAAAGUGUCACAGCCUCUCUUCUGGAGUCUCCAAGUUGCAGUCCAAGCUCUCAAACCGUGCCAGCCGUCCUGGGCUGCUUUCCUCCAGCCUCUGCCUGUGUCUUGGGAAGUCUUCUCCCACAGCUCUCUUGGGCCCAGAGAAAGCAAGGAUCUUUUCUUUUGAGAACAUUGAUUUUGGUGCCAAUAGGUCAGGCUGUUGGCACUGAAGUCAUCUCAUUUCUUGCUGUUGGCAUGUUUCCUAAACUUCCUAUAGGAAAAUUCCAAAUUAAUGGCACUUUUAUGAGCUGUGCCCUUGAUCAAAUUUGUGCAUCCUGAGGAUUUCUUUCCAAUUCUGUCGUCGGUUUUCCCUACUCGGCUUGAUCUGCACGCAGGUGAGGUUCAUGAUGGCAUUUAGUUUCCUUCACAAACUACUCUGUUAUACUUCUAGAGCUUUAGAAUUUGUUUCUUGUCCACCGUUGUGGAUAUAGGGUCACAGUCUCUGGGCAAGAGAGCUUUGCCACGGUGCUGGGGAAGCUCGCCAGCAUACAGGUUUGUACGAUAGCAGGCAGCCAUAGGCUGUGGCUGCACCCUUUCAAUAUCCUUUAUUACAUUGUUCUUAACUUUAGUGAAGCAUGGGUUUUGGUGAGCCUUAUUAAUGCCAACGGUUUCCCCUCCCAGGAGGGGAGGGGCACAUGUACCACAAGGUUAAAGAGGGGCAUUUCAGCUCUGGCCUCCACUUUAAGCACAAAGCACUUCCUUCCACUUCCGCAUCUGUCUGAGGAGGGCACGCUCUUGUCUCCCAGGCUGGAACAGGUUAUGGGGAAAACGGAGCAUGAUGGAGCAAUGGAACACUCUCCCAGUCCUUCCUGAGCUGUGAUCUUGGAAACUGCUCUCCUGUCAGUUUGAUUUGAAGUAUGGCAUCGUGUAUGACAUAUACCGUUCUCAGACUGAUCGUAGUAGAAUGAGUGGAUGACGUUUUGAUUUUAAAGUAGGCUGUAAAACAAUCAAACUGUAAUUAAAAAUGUAAAAUUAGAAACUUAAAAUCCAACCUAAGUGUCAGUCUCGACCCAUCUAACUCCAGCAAGUCUGUGACAGCUCAGACGUGAGGACAGCUCUGCUGGUGCCCGACAUGCUCACGUUCAAGUCACGCUGAGAGUCUGCUGGGCACACGAGGGUCUAGCGCAAAGGCAAGAGGCUUUAUGUGCACUGUAUCAUUUCACAAAUGAGAUGAUGUCAAGUGUGUAUGCAUCAUGUUCUGGAUGAAUGAUAAGUAAAAUAUAAUAAAGUUUAUAGU